AUGAGAGAGUUAGUUUAUUAUCUGACCUGCGCGGUCUUGCUGUGCGGUGUUAACGGACGGGUUGUAAACUCCACGGAGUCUCCACAGAUACAACAAGCGUCCGACGGUUCAGCUCCUGGAAUCAGACCAGGCUCGUCGUCCGGUGUCCGCGGAGCGCGGAAGAAGAGGUUCAUCAGUCAGAGUGACAUGGUGGCCAUCCUGGACUAUCACAACCAGGUCAGAGCCAACGUGUUCCCGCCCGCUGCCAACAUGGAAUACAUGGUAUGGGACUAUGAUCUGGCCAGGACAGCUGAAGCCUGGGCUGCUACAUGUCUGUGGGAACAUGGACCAGCUUACCUGCUGCAGUUCUACGGACAGAACCUGUCUGUCAGAACCGGAAGGUAUCAGUCUAUCCUGCAGCUGGUCAAGCCUUGGUAUGAUGAAGUCAAUGACUACGUGUUUCCGUACCCCCGCUUCUGCAAUCCCAGCUGCCCGCUGCUCUGUUAUGGGCCCAUGUGUACACACUACACACAGAUGGUGUGGGCUUCCACCAACAGAGUGGGCUGUGCAGUGCAGACCUGCUACAACAUGUCAGUGUGGGGAGUUCUGUGGAGAGAAGCCACCUUCCUUGUCUGCAACUACUCACCUAAAGGAAACUGGAUCGGAGAGGCUCCAUACAGAGUGGGGAUUCCCUGCUCAGCCUGUCCAUCCAGUUACGGAGGCUCGUGCAGCAACAAUAUGUGCUUUCCAGCUGUUCAGUCCAACUACAUGUACUGGUUCAAGUAAGGAGUAAGGAUAAUGGUGGUUAUGGUUCUACUGCCUGUAACUGGACAAUCAAAUAUUGAAAAGACUAUCCGUUUGACUUGCAGGCAACUGCUCUGAAAAUAAUAUCAUGAUGUAUAGAAUGGAGUUCAAAAUGUAGUAAACUACAUUUCUUAAAUAGCAGUCAGGGCUUGUUGAAGGGAGUACAUUCAGAGAUUUUUAAUGUCUGGAUAUGCAUUUUACAGUCGAGGAAAAUAAUGUUUUUUGCCAUUGGAGCCAUGGAGGGAAAAUGUUGCUAACAGGCAAGACUGUAGAUACUCAGAGAAACUCUGAAGAAUUUUUGAGCCAUCACUUAAAAAAACAAGCUAACUAAACUUGCUAGCCACAAAAGUAUAUCAUGUUCACUUACAGAAAGCACUCUAUAGAGGCAUACGCAUGUUUUGAUGCCUUUAUAUGCUGUUUUGUAAUUAACCAUGUGUAUGUUUUAUUCCUCAUGAACUGUGACAUUAAAAACUAACUGGGGACAUGAGCCUAUGAGGAUGGGAGCAUAAAGAAAGUCUUAUUUUCUCUAUUAUGACUUAAUUUUGCAUCCAUUAUUAGUAAAAUUACUUUGA
Messenger RNA from Anoplopoma fimbria (sablefish), 1355 nucleotides. Its product is annotated as peptidase inhibitor 15-like. The record is from RefSeq and is a predicted model, not a curated record. Gene Ontology annotation, cellular component: extracellular region. The coding region runs from base 1 to 765 and encodes 254 amino acids. The transcript is spliced from 5 exons. Lineage: Eukaryota; Metazoa; Chordata; Actinopteri; Perciformes; Anoplopomatidae.